Molecule: messenger RNA, 1001 nt
Organism: Pteropus alecto (black flying fox)
Lineage: Eukaryota; Metazoa; Chordata; Mammalia; Chiroptera; Pteropodidae
Gene: NKG7
Product: natural killer cell granule protein 7
Exons: 4
Coding region: 346-843 (165 amino acids)
Cellular component (GO): plasma membrane
Source: RefSeq, a predicted model, not a curated record
AGACCAAACCACCGAUGAUAAUGUGUCACCCUUUGCCACCACACAGCGUGAGGGGAACCGGGACCUCGGGGAGGGGAGACUUUAUCGGUGCGAGCCAGGAAGGGAGGGUGUGUGUGACAAGGGUGGGUUGCCGGGAACUGAGCCGGGGGAGACAGAAGUGGCCUUGUCUUCAGCAGCGCGGGCCGUCCCGCCGUCUCUCCCGCCUGCUGGCUGCCUUUUCUCGAGCUCAGAGGACCCAGGAGUCCAGGUGCACAGCCUCCUCCUCCUCCCUCGGAGACCCAGGAGUCUGGAUCGCCAGCAUCUUCGUCUCCCAGGACCCGGAAGCCCAGUGCUCCCCCCGUCCCCAUGGAGCCCUGUCGGUCCCUGGCACUGCUGGCUGGCUCCCUGGGCCUGAUGUGUGUCGUGGUUGCCCUGAGCACGAAUUUUUGGUUCGUGGCCAUGGGGCCCACGUCUUCCUCUCACUCUGGCAUCUGGCCGACGAAGGGAGAUGAGCACCCCGCAGGCUACAUCUACGUGACACAGAUCUUCGGCAUCCUGGCUGCCCUGUGUGGCCUGGUGUCCAUGGGCCUACUGGUCCUGUCCUGCGUGCCCUCGCUGUCUGCCCCCGGCCGCGGGCCCCUGGUCGCAUCCAUCGUCGCCUUUGCUGCAGCCUUCUCCUUGAUGGUGGCCAUGGCGGUCUACACCAGCGAGCGGUGGAGCCAGCCUCGUAACCCCCAGAUCCAGACCUUCUUCGCCUGGUCCUUCUUCCUGGGCUGGGUUUCGAUCCCCCUCUUGCUCAGUGCAGGUGGCCUGAGUCUGGGCGCUCACUGCUCCGGCCCCCGGCCUGGCUACGACGCCCUGUGAGACGUGGGCGAGGACAGCCGAGUGGGCGUGAGGCCCCCUUCUUCUCCGAAGGUGCCAUCGAGAGCCACCGGACGCCCGGCCCGCCCUCGGCCCUCGGCCCCUGCCCUUUCGCAGUCUCUUCAUUUGUCUCUUCAUCCCUUCAAUAAAAAUGGACUAGA